Messenger RNA from Bactrocera dorsalis (oriental fruit fly), 2282 nucleotides. RefSeq lists its product as uncharacterized. Gene Ontology annotation, molecular function: nucleic acid binding. The transcript is spliced from 2 exons. The record is from RefSeq and is a predicted model, not a curated record. NCBI's taxonomy places the organism in Eukaryota, Metazoa, Arthropoda, Insecta, Diptera, Tephritidae. Gene Ontology annotation, biological process: DNA integration. Bases 1517 to 2242 code for a protein of 241 amino acids.
GUCAAGCGACAAAAUAUAUAUUUAAACCUAAAACUGAAAUUAAGAAAAAUGAAUUGUAAAAAAUGAUAAAUAUUGAAUUAUAUUAGUUUUGUAUACUUACCCUAAUAAUUUUAUAUAUACUUACCUUAAUCUAUUACUAUAAGUUAACAAAAUGAACUACUCACCUCUUUUGUACAUACCUGUAUACUUCCAAUCCAACUGUUUUUUCCCGUUAGCUUUAAGAUUUAGGCUAAGUCAUCUAGUUGCUAAAAUAAAGAAAGGAAUUGUAAUUCGACUGCAAAAGAACUCGCACGCGUUUCGCUUUUUCGCUUUUUCGCCGUCGCAAUUUUCAGUAAAUUCAAGUGUCCGGUGCAGGCAAUUGGUCAAGUUGUGUUCAGUGACUAUUUAAAAUAUAUAUAUUAGACAGACACGCACCCCAAAAAACUAGAACUUCAAUUCUCAAAAACGCUUGAGAAAUUUCAUGGCGCCCGAGCAGGGACUAGUGCGUGUAUUUUAAAUUAAUAAUAAAAUAUAAAAUUAAAAAUUAAAAUAACAUACCUGUGUUCGAUAUCAUUUUCGGUACCAAUUGCCUGGACAAUACUUUUCGGUUUUCGGUCUUGUGUAGUGAAAACAAGUGAAAAUUAAACAUAUAAAAGAAACAUAAGACGAAACGUAAAAAGAAAUUAAAACAAAAAAUAAUUUGUUUGCGAAAAGACGGGUUAUACUUACCUAUCGACAUACAUAUGUAUGUGGAUGUGCCAAAGUGAAGUAUCAGAAGUGCAGUGAAUAAUUCGAAACAACAAAAAUAUACAGUGCGCAAAGUGAACAAAAAGUGAAAAAAUAUAGUGUGGUGCAGUGAUACCUAAACAGCAAAAGAAACAGAAGAAAAUAAAUAAAAAUACAAUUUAAGAAAAUAAGUGUAUAAUUAAAAUACCUACCAACUCCGCUACUCACAAAAAACAAAAAAAAAAAAACAAGAAGUGCAUAUGUGCAAGCACCCAAAAAAGUGCAAGUGCUCGAAGUGAUAGGGAUUGAAAUAAAUAAAAAAGUGUGAAAAGGCGCACAAGUAAAUUGGGACAGUGAAUUCUAAAAAAAAUCGUACCAAAGUGUUUAACCUUGUGAUUAACGAUAGGACCGUCCUAAAACGUUAAAAAAAAAAAAAAAACAGUUUUUAAAAACCGGUGGAAAAUCCGUUAAAAAAAAAAAAGAAGAAAAACUGUUUCAAGUGCCGCGUUAAGAGAACCGGUAAAAGCAAAGUGCCGGUAUAAGCACCCGUUGUUGCCAUACCGCCACUACUGAAAUCACUGCCGCCAUCAACGCUGCUGCCAUCAACACUGCUGCAAUCAACGCCGCUGCCAUCAACGCUGCUGCCAUCAACACUGCUGCCAUCAACGCCGCUGCCAUCAACGCUGCUGCCAUCAACACUGCUGCCAUCAAUCCGCUGCCGUCGUGGGAAUGAGCUGCCGCUGCAUCCUGUGCCAAAGGAACGUAAGCGCCGGCAAACAGCCGACGCACCAGGUUCAUUGGACGCCGAGGGAUGCCGACGAAAAUAUUCAGCGACAACGCCACCAAUUUCGUCGGCGCCGACCGCAAGCUGCGCGAGCUGAAGGAGGCGUUUCUAGCGCAAGCGCCAGAACUAGUGGGGUUCGCAGCCGAAGAAGGAUUCAGCUUCGGCUUUAUACCACCCAGGGCGCCGCACUUCGGCGGAUUAUGGGAGGCGGCCGUGAAGUCCGCCAAACAUCUAAUCGUUCGCGCACUCGGCAACGCUCUACUAACUACGGAAGAGCUCUCAACGCUACUGGCCGAAGUGGAGGCCAUUUUGAACUCGCGUCCUCUAACACCGUUGAGCCAGGACCCCAACGACGGAGAAGCACUAACUCCAGCGCACCUCUUAAUCGGUUGUCCUCUGCGAGCACUGCCCCCAGCACAAGUGCCAACGGACCCAAUUCGUUGCUGCGAGAGAUGGCAACUUGUUUGCUGUCUCAAGCAACAGUUUUGGCAACAGUGGUCCAAAAUAUAUCUAACGAGCCUUCAGGAGCGCAACAAAUGGCUCCACCCCAAACGCAACCUGCAGCCAGGCGAUCUCGUCCUCGUUCACGAAGACAACGUGCCGCCGCAGCAGUGGGUAAUCGGCCGCGUCGGCGCAACCGUCGAAGGCCAAGACGGCAAGGUACGAGUGGCAGACGUGGCAACCAAGGCGGGCACCAUUAAGCGCCCAAUUCACAAACUCGCAUUACUGCCCAUAGAUGUUGAAGGAUCCUGAUCAUGUCAAGGUGGCCGGUGUUGCGUCAAGCGACAAAAUA